Vespula pensylvanica (western yellowjacket) is the source of this 994-nucleotide messenger RNA. RefSeq names its product cytidine deaminase-like. Lineage: Eukaryota; Metazoa; Arthropoda; Insecta; Hymenoptera; Vespidae. Gene Ontology annotation, cellular component: cytosol. The coding region runs from base 449 to 883 and encodes 144 amino acids. Gene Ontology annotation, molecular function: zinc ion binding; cytidine deaminase activity. The record is from RefSeq and is a predicted model, not a curated record. The transcript is spliced from 2 exons.
AUUCGGUUGCAUGAUAAGAGAAAACAAGAAAGAAUCCUCAUUAUAGUAAAUUAAUGGCUAUACAUGCAUAAUUAUUCGGUAUCUCUCUUCAAUUAUCUUAUUAUAUAUACAUAUUAAAAGAUGUAUAUUAAAAGGAUAUAAAUUAUAAAAGCAAAUAAAACAGACAAUUAAAUUUACAGUUAAUCUUGUUGAUGUAUUCGUUUAAUUUGAAUAGCAUAUAUCCAUAUAUGCUGUUUGUUGUACGUAUCUAUAGCCAUAAAUAUAUUAUUACACAUCAGUUGCGUCAGCUUGGCGUGACGUCAUUUUAUAUAUCAGUAUUUACUUGUGAUAUACUCGGGUAUAUAUACUCCAAACUUUUACAUAUUCAAUUGUAAAAAUUUGUUUUAUUAAUUUCUACAAAGAAAUUUUUUCAAGAAAUUUAAGUCAAGAAAUCAACUGUGUUAGCAUAAUGAAUCACGGAGAAAUUGUCGAUUUUACAUCGCUUGAUUCAGACAGUCAAGAGUUAAUAAAACAAAGUGCAAUUGUACGAGAAUACUCAUAUGCACCUUAUAGCAACUUUAAAGUGGGUUCUGCAAUACUUUGUACCGAUGGGACAAUCAUUAAAGGAUGUAAUGUGGAAAAUUUAUCAUAUCCUGUUGGAAUAUGUGCAGAAAGAACAGCUAUCGCAAAAGCAAUAUCGGAAGGGAAAAGAAAGUUUAAAAUAUUAGCGGUAGUAGCAGAUCAAGAAAAUAAAUUUACCACACCUUGUGGCAUGUGUCGACAAGCUAUUGCUGAGUUUGGUAAUGUAACUAUUUAUUGUGCAAAGUCUGAUAUGAAAGAUGUAUUACGGACUACAUUAAACGAUUUACUUCCCUUUGCAUUCAGUCCAGAUGUGAAAAAUUAAAUAUUUUGUUAUCUUAUAACAUAACUCUGUGACAUAAUUAAGAUAAAAAUAAGAACAUAAAAAUGGGGUCCUAUAAUAACUAAUGAAAUUAUAUACAUGGAUAUUACUUAA